UGAGAAUUAUCAGGCUCGCUGUACAUCCUGCUUGCCACCUUUCAUAUGGGGGCGUUAGUCUUUUUCUUUCUAUUCAGAUAUUGUGUACAGACUCUGCUUCAGCAAUAUGAGGUGGGUAUAGAACUCCUGAGCUCAUGUAUAUUCCUCUCAUCUCUGUGUUGGUACAGCUAGCAUGCCUGAGUAGGAAUCACACAUAUGACUCACAAGCAUACAGUAGGACUUAUUUGCACCACACAGACCCCAUGCAGUUCCAAAACCUUUCCUGCCAGCUCAUACUCAUACAUCGAGAUAUACAAUAGUUUUUGUUCAUGUUACUCUAUGGAGAUUACUUUUUUGCAGCUAUAAACAUGAGUCACUGCGUAUUGUGUGAGUGAUAGUUGAGACAAUAGCACUGAAAAGCAUGUGACUGCAUAGAUUUAGUGUGAGGCUUAUAGUAGCACUGCACGGAGAGUCAUUGGCAAUACUAAUCUCCCUUUAUAUGUUCCCCUGGGAUGCAGAGGGGAUUCGCGCUUACUGCUUUAACUGUUUCAGCACCUCGGAAUUCCCUCUUGGUGUCGGGAUCCAGGGCAGCCGUAUUACCUUUUUCAGCACCUUGGUAAUCCUGGAAUCGGCAGCAAUUCAGCUCCUUGGAAAGCUCCUUUAAGUAUCCCAGGACCGGGAGAGCCUACAACCUAUUUAGAACCUCGGGCAGCUCAUCUGAGUAUUCCAGUACCCGGGAGAUUCUAUAACCUAUUUCAGCACGUUGGACAGCUCCGUUUAGUAUCCCAGUACCUAGGAGAGCCCAUAGCCUACUUCAGCACCUUGGACAGUUCCUCUGUAUAUACAGGACCCGGGGGAGCCCCAUCGCCCAUUUCAGCACCUUGGACAUCUCGUCAUAGUAUUCCUGGACAGAGGACUCAGGAAUGCCCUAAAACAAUUUUCAGCACCUUGGACAGCUCCUUUUAUUAUUCCAGGACCCAACAGAGCCCUAUAGAGCAUUUCAGCACUUUGGAUAGAGAUCAGUUAUACUGUACCUACAGUAUAUUGGUUUUGAGAGUGGUUGAAAACAGCGAACGGAUACUACUACAUUCAUUAUUUGUGACUGUUAGUUCUGCACUGUACGGGAGCAGCUUUUUAGAAUUUGUUGCAGCACUCAAGAAAGUCUUCCCUACCAUGUAUUGCAGGAGCAGCACUCAGGUCCUGGGACUGCAAGUAUGCCUUCUUCUUUUAUACGCUAUUGCUCCUAAUGUGGCAGAACAGGAGGUUGAGAAUCUCUCAGGUUUAUCCAGUAAUCCUGAGAAAAAUAUUUUUGCAAUUCGGGAAAAUGGGACCACCUGCCUUAUGGCAGAAUUCUCAGCUAAGAUACUUGUUCCCUAUGAAGUCCCUUCCAGCAACGAUGUGGACUGGAAUGUGGAAGAAGCUAACAUCCAGUUACCCAGAGACACUGACAUUAGAGGAAAAUGCUGGAGUAACGAAUCUGAGCUGCAUUUGUCAUGGUUAGACAAAUCUUACACACUGAAGUUAUUCUUUAUUAAGGAUGGACAGGAGUCCAGCAGAAGGAGCUGGAAAAUGAACAAAGUCCAAUUUUUAUAUGAUCUAUCAGAACGAACGAACUUCAAAAAUGGUGCAAGACCUGGGAAGCACACUGCCACUAGCCACCGCAUAUCUCUGAUGGUCACACCAGCUGGGAUGUCCUAUGAAUGUGAGGCCACAGAGAAAGUCAGCAUGGCCUCCACUGACCAGAAGAAAACUGCGGUCUUGUACCUGUCUGAGGUCCACAUUCAGCCAUUUGAUAUUCAGAGUGAUUUUGUCUACAGUGAAGAGUACAAAUGCCUAACAGAUCAGAGGAAACAGCUGGAAGAAACAUUACCUCUUAUCCUAGGCAUCAUUUUAGGACUGGCUAUUGUGAUUAUCCUGGCUGUAUAUCACGUUCACCAUAAGAUGACAUCCAACCAAGUGCAGAUUCCAAGAGACAGAUCUUUAUAUAAGCACAUGGGAUAAACAAAGACUUACUAAAUGCAAGGCACAAUGAUCAGUGAUCAUCAGGUAGAAAAGCCAACAGCACUUUCCUGAAAUCCCCUUAUUGUCGUCCUGUAAAUUGUAACCAUAAUACAUUUCCCCACUUAGCAGUGAUGUGCAGGUAGUGUUUCCUAGUGCUGCACUGGAAAACAGCACUGUGCUAUAAGUUUCCAGUGUGGCAAUCAAGCCGAUAUCAAUGUAUAGCUAUUUUGAAUAUUAUUUGUUUUUUAAUGCCUGAUUUAUUAUAUUUAAAUAGCUUUCCUAUGUCAUAAAGGACAUAUUUUACACGCAUUACUAGUUGCAAUCUCCUACUGCAGAACCUAUGCAUGUUAUAUAGUUCUAAUCAGCUAAUAUCUAUGAAAGAGAACUUAUAAAUAUUGUUAAAUAAUAAUAAGCUUUGCACAAUGUUUUCUAAGGACAAUUGUAAACACCACUAUUGUCACCUACGCUUUUCUACUAUAGAUAGCUAUUAAAUAUUUAUGUGGAAGCAAAUAGAAAUUUUGAUGCUAUGACAGUAAUUUUUUUGCAAAGAAAACAGAAAUAUAACGCGUUACGGGGGCAUGCUGCAUGUUUUGUUAUUGUGUAAUUCCUUACAUUAUGACAUCACACUGUUUUCAGAUAUAAAGCUCAGAUUGCUAUGCAUUGCCUUCCUUUUGGAAAAUUGUACCCAAAAAGAUGACUGUCCUCACAAUCAUUUGUUGUAUUGUAAUUAACAUGAGUUGCAAGAAGUUCAUAAUCUCCAGAAACAGUCCUAGGUUUUAAAUAGUUGUUUUAAAUGUAUCAGUCCAGCAGCAGUGUUCCUGGAAUAUGCUAAAAUGUUAGGAAAUUGCUGUAAUGUUUUAAUUAAAUUUAAAAAUAAAAUAAAAAUAUAUAUAUUAUAUAUAUACAAUAAUCUAUGCAAUUGGCACAUAAAUAUAUGCAUAAUAACAGUCUCAUAAACAAUAUAACCUAUAUAGAUGGGUCUUACACUGAAGCACUCAGCAAAGUAUAUUGUCCCUCGAUAUAUGGAUACUGACUAACAGAACUAACACAACAACAGAGCAAAACACUAUAUAUAUAUAUAUCAAUAUACAACACCCUCAAUUGCAUUGUAGGUUGGCAAGUUGUGGCUUUAGCUCUACUUUUGAUGAGCUGUUCUCCUUAAUGAGGACCUGGUCAAUAGACCUUUUUAAUUUAAGUUUUAUUCAUUGGGAAUCAUUAGGUAAUUUCAUAGUCAUUUUUAUCACAUUUUUUAAUGAUAUGUCGGUAACACACACAUUUUUACACAGUGCUGUUUACAUAUUGGGGGUCAUUCCGAGUUGAUCGCUCGCUAGCAGUUUUUAGCAGCCGUGCAAAGACUAUGCUGCCUCCCACUGGGAGUGUAUUUUAGCUUAGCAGAAGUGCGAACGGUUGUAUCGCAGAGCGGCUACAAAUUUUUUUUAUGUAGUUUCAGAGUAGCUCAAAACCUACUCAGCGCUUGCGAUCACUUCAGACUAUUCAGUUCCGGAUUUGACGUCACAAACCCGCCCAGCGUUCGCCCAGCCACGCCUGCGUUUUUCCUGGCACGCCUGCGUUUUUCUGAACACUCCAUGAAAACGGUCAGUUGUCACCCAGAAACGCCCACUUCAUGUCAAUCACUCUGCGGCAAGCAGUGCGACUGAAAUGCAUCGCUAGACCCUGUGUAAAACUACAUAGUUCGUUGUGCCCAUACGUCGCACGUGCGCAUUGCACCGCAUAUGCAUGCGCAGAACUGCCAUUUUUUAGCCUGAUCGCUGCACUGCGAACAAAUGCAGCUAGCGAUCAACUCGGAAUGACCCCCAUUAUUUGUUGUAUAGAUUUUUCCCCGCCGAAUCGAGCAUCUAUCCUAGUUGUUGGUGCAUUAGACACAGAGCUAUGAAGUGACUUGUUCAAAGUUCCAGUUCCAAACAGCUGACGCUGUGAUUUAAUCAGUGAGAGCAAUCUACAACUCACCAUACUUCCCCAUACCUAACCUCCACACAACUUACCUCUUCAUGCCUUACUUCCCUAUACCUUACCUCCCAAACCUUACUUCCCCAUACCUAACCCUCCCAUGUCUUUCUUCCCCAUACCUUAUCUUCCCAAACCUUACUUCCCCACAACUUACCUCCCCAUGCCUUACUUCCAUAUACCUUACCUUCCCAAACCUUACUUCCCCAUACCUAACCCCCCACAACUUACUUCCCCAUGACUUAGUUCCCGAUACCUUACCUUCCCAAACCUUACUUCCCCACACCUAACCCCCCGCACAACUUACCUCCCCAUGCCUUACUUCCCUAUACCUUACCUUCCCAAACCCUACUUCCCCAUAUUUAACCCCCCCACAACUUACCUCCCCAUGUCUUACUUCCCCAUACCUUACCUCUACAAAGCCAACCUCCCCGCAACUUACCUCCCCAUACCUUACCUUUCCAAACCUUACCUCUACAUAACUAACCUCCCCACAACUUACCCCCCCCCCCCAUGCUUUCCCCAUACCUUACCUUCCCAAACAUUACCUCUAUAUAUCAAACUGUUGGGAUACAACCACAGAGACUACCUUCUUGCGCACUAUUUGGUAUUCUUUAUGAAACAGGAUAAUGGGCAUGAAGUAAUUUCUAGCGUCUGAAGUUCAAAGUUUCACCAUCAAUACUUAUUAUACUGGGACUUUGAAAGAUAAUCGCACCAUUGAGAUAGUGUUCCAGAACAAUAACUAUUUGCACUGGGGUUUUGAUGCUGCUAAUAUACUGUACAAUCCCAUUAUACUUUUCAUACAUACAGAGUGGGAAUGAUGCAGCUUAACUCCCCAGUAUUAGUCUCUUUAGUUUAUAGGUUAUACUAUACAAUUAUAUAAUUGCUCAGAGUAUUGUUCUGUAUACAGUACACAUAGGUCAUAUGCUAUAUGAUAUUUAGUUGGAUUAAGUGAAAAUAAUGGUUUUAGACUUUGAUAUAAUUGUAAGUAGGAUGGAUCUAAAAUGGACUGUAACAACAUUUUAGAGGAGCAAAAAUAAAUCUAAGCAUUGAACAAAUGUCAUGAUCAAACCAGCAUCAUCAUUUAGCAUCAGGUAAGUGAUUCCAACAAGUUCUGAUAAUGGGUUUAGUUUACCACUAACAAGUGGGUCAGGGUUCCUGGGUAAGUAACAGAAUACUUGCGGUGGACAACCUACAGUACACUCAUUUUUAGAAGCUGUGUCUAAUGGCCAAACAUGCGACUAGUAGCCAAAUAUCUCUUUUUCUAUUUUUAGUAUUCUGUACUACUAAAAUUUCUGUGUGUCAUGCUUAUUGGGGUUCAUUGACCAAUAUAUACACAGGCAUAUAUAGUUUCAUGUCAACAAACCUGGUCCUAUUUUCUAAUCAUGACCAUCUACUCUUUUUAAGACUAUGGGGAAGAUUUACUGAAGCUUCUAAAACAUACAAGCGCUGGUGUUGCCCAUAGCAACCAAACAGAUUCUAGCUAUCCUUUCUCUAUUGCAUUCUAGAAAAUGACACACAGAAUCUGAUUGGCUGCUAUAGGAAAUAUAACCACUUGGCUGUUUUAGAAGAUUUAGUAAAUUUACCCCUAGGUCUUAUAACAAACUGAUCUUGACCUUUUCCUGAUCACUAGAACAGGAGGGAACGUAGGAUACUGUGAACACAUUCGAUUCUCACUAUUGGAGGAAUAGAGUUGGACCAAUAUGGUCUUUUAAGCCUGGAUUGUAAAGCAAUAAGAUACAAACAGAAAAUUCUAAGGUAUUGUAUAUCCAGUGAUGUUACCUAUAAUACAGAUUUUUUGAGAUUUUAUUCCAGCCUAAUAAAAUUAAAUCUUUAAGUAA
Pseudophryne corroboree (corroboree frog) is the source of this 5786-nucleotide messenger RNA. It is a transcript of the gene LAMP5, whose product is annotated as lysosomal associated membrane protein family member 5. Gene Ontology annotation, biological process: establishment of protein localization to organelle. NCBI's taxonomy places the organism in Eukaryota, Metazoa, Chordata, Amphibia, Anura, Myobatrachidae. The record is from RefSeq and is a predicted model, not a curated record. The coding region runs from base 1153 to 1980 and encodes 275 amino acids. Gene Ontology annotation, cellular component: plasma membrane; late endosome membrane; lysosomal membrane. The transcript has 6 exons.